Molecule: messenger RNA, 447 nt
Organism: Gongylonema pulchrum
Lineage: Eukaryota; Metazoa; Nematoda; Chromadorea; Rhabditida; Gongylonematidae
Source: the annotation of a GenBank genome assembly
AUGCGAUAUAUUUCACAGCAUGGUUGUAAUUUUUAUUACGGCUCGGUAUUUGCUGGAAAUAUUUGUUCAGAAGUGCUGAAUGCCACACUUACACUGCUCGAAGAAACACGGCCUGACGUUGUCUUCUACGUGGUCUUUGCGGAAAUGCAGAAUCUGCUGGUGCAGCUAACCAGAGGCAAUUCGCUAGGGAUAAAUAAUCAAGUUAAGUAUCUGUGGGAACGGGAGCGCUAUUCGUUUGAGCGGUACGACGCAUUGAAAUGUAACAAAUGCACAAGAUUUUAUCCUCAUCGAUACUUCUGCGAUAGCAAGUAUUGCCACACAUAUGAUACAUCGAAUUUUAUUUCGUUCUACAAAGAUUCCCAUUUGAACGAUUAUGGUGGUGCAUUCAUGACGAAACUCUAUGCAAAUAUAAUCGCUGAAUUACGCGCUCGUCGCUACAUCGAUUAG